AUGCCGCUCAGCCUAAAUACCUUUGCUGCAGAACAGUCUGCAGGCCGUCAGAUUGAAGAAGUGAUCGUCACCGCUGAGCGGCGUGAAGCUUCCAUUCAAGACACGUCUAUCUCCAUCACCGCUUUUACCGGUGAAAUGCUGGAUGACUUCGGUAUCCGCAACCAGGAAGACCUGCAGAACUUCAUUCCUGCAACCACCAUUCAGCCUUAUGACGCAACCAUUCGCGGCGUCGGCCGAAACUUCCGUGCAUUAGGCGGCGACCCGGGUGUUGCAACCUACAUGAACGGUGUUUACUCAGAAGAUCUGUUGACUGCAACCGCGGCGACCUUCUGGGAUGUGGAGCGUAUUGAGGUUUUACGUGGCCCACAGGGCACGCUGUACGGACGCAAUGCGGUGGGCGGUGCCAUUAACAUCCUCUACAAAGAGCCCACCCAUGAAUUUGAUUACGCUGUGAAAGGCAUUGUGGGUAAUUUUGGCACGGCUGAAACGUAUGGCAUGCUUAAUGGCAGCAUCAUCGAAGAUAAACUGGCUGCGCGAAUUAAUUUCAGUAUUCGUGAUCGCGAUGGCGUGAUUGAAGACAUCGGCCCAGGCGAUGACAUUGAUGGUCUCGGCACCGCAAACGUGGCCGCGCAGUUUUACUUUACCCCUACGGACACGUUGUCAAUGAAUCUGCGUUACAACGAAAUGUCUAUUGAUCGCAGCAUGGGUGGUGCCAACGGUGCCGGCCAGGUUGUUUUAAACGAAGAAGGCCAGCCUUUCCGCAAUACCAAUGCAAUUGUGCCUGGUUAUCGCGCGAUUGAUCGAACCAAUACAGACUCAGCAAACUUCAGCGAUAAUGACUGGUUUGAUCCGUCUGCGCCGGUACUCAACUUUACGAACCCGACUACGGGCGCCCUUGUAGAAGGACAGCGUAACCGUUUGGGUGUUGACGUUGCAGAGUUUGAUGGAUUUCGUAAUGCAGCAGCUUCGCUAGACAGCUUUGGCGUCACCAGCGCGGAAAGUGCAGCGCGAUAUAACGAAUGUGUGUUUGCCGGUGAUAUCUCGGGCGAUGAUCUGUGUACCGCAACCAACGGUGUGAACAAAGAACGUUUUGACCAGGAAGGCAUUCAGUUCACCACAACCUGGGAUGCCUCAGAUGCUCUGCAGGUGAAAUACAUCUACGGACACAACACACUGGUCUAUGCCCGCACCACGGAUGAUGACAACACCGCAAGCUUGAUUCAGGAUCGCCAGUUUUAUGUUAAUCACGAGGCGACCUAUUCGUCCCAUGAAUUUCAGGUGUUCUAUGACUUCAACGACACUAUGUCGGUGACCUCAGGUAUCUUUUUCUAUGAAGCGGAAAUUGACCAGCGUGGAGAUUACUACUCAACUGUAGGUGAAGAUCGAUACAUCAACCCCUAUGUCGAUUCAUCGGGUAUCUAUGCACCGAUUAUAGCUGCGAUCCCAGGUGCAAUUGGUGCAGGUACCUUCAACGGGGAGAUGCCCACUCUGCAUUCCGCGCGUGCACUUUGCCAGGAUCCGGCGACCCGCCUGCCCCAGUGUGCGGUGAACUACGCAACCCGCAACCCUGCGCCAGCUGAGAACAACAACCUGCAUAUCGGGCUCUGGGAAGGUGACAGUGGUCAGAAUGGUGAUCUGAACGUAUCUCACGGUCCCAAUACCCUGGGUAGCGAUCUGCUUUACCAUACGGAAACUAAGCGUGAUGCAUUUGCUGUAUAUACCCAAGGGGUUUGGGACAUCAACGAAGACUUCACCUUGACGGUAGGUAUUCGUUAUGCAGAAGACGAAGUGGAUGCACAGGAAAACCUGUUUCGCUACACAGAAUCUGCACCGGGCUUCCUGCCAUUUUUUGGAAGCUCUAUCUUUGACUUCAACCUUGCUAACGGUGGUCUUGUGGUAGACCCCACAGCGCCUGGCGGCUAUCGUGGUACCCGUAGUGCGGUGAACGGUGGCGUUCCAGCUGCGGUCAGUGUCUAUCGUGCCUUCAGCAGAACGGACAAAGAAACCACCGGUCGAAUUAAUCUCGAUUGGAACGUGACUGACAACACGUUGCUGUAUUUGUCUGCCACAUCUGGCUACCGUUCUGGUGGUAACAACCUGGUGUUCUUCAGUGCCACACCGGCUUACGAUCCUGAAGAGCUGAUUGCUUAUGAGUUUGGUUACAAGUCGCAGCUGCUGGAUGGUUCUCUGCAGUUGAACGGAUCGUUCUACUACUACGAUUAUGAAUCCAUUCACACCGUUGCUACCGAAGUCACACCGCCAUUGGUUGCCGGUGGUGCGCCGGGUACCACUACUUCUGUAUUACCUGCGCCAGGUGCCGAGAUUUUUGGUAUCGAAGCGGAAGCCAUGUGGCUGGCGACAGACAACUUGACCUUGGGCGGCAACUUCAGCUACACACCCAGUGAAUACACUGAAGACUUAUUCCUGCAGGACCCUGCUGAAGUUAAUACGCCAGUAUCUAUAUUCCCAGAUGCAAAUGCGUUAACACAGAACAUUAACGGCAACCAGGUUGUACAGGUACCUGAACUCAAGUACACCGCCUGGGGCAGCUAUGCUUUCCCACUGGGGAACGGCUCACGCCUUGAACUUCUGGGUGUAUAUAACUGGAUUGAUGAAGUGUACUACUCACCGUUUGAAAGCACCGGUGAGCGUGCUAAAGCCUAUGACCGUUUGGAUCUGCGGGCAACCUGGACCUCUCCAGAUUCACAUUGGAUUGUGUCAGGCUUCGUGAAUAAUGUUUUUGAUGACAUCGGUGUGCUGCAGAUUCUGCGUGAAGGUGAAGCGGAAAUGUUCCGUCGAUCUGCAGGUACAACAGUACCCCGCCUGUUUGGACUGGAAGUGACUUAUUCUCUGGGUCAGCUUUAA
Symbiodinium necroappetens is the source of this 2865-nucleotide messenger RNA. NCBI's taxonomy places the organism in Eukaryota, Dinophyceae, Suessiales, Symbiodiniaceae. The record is from the annotation of a GenBank genome assembly.